GAUCCUGUCUUCCAGGAGCUCUGCCUGGCCCUUGACCCUGGACUUCAGGCAAUUGUGGAUGCCAUCAAUGCUCGCCGGCUUGCUCGCGCAAGUGACCCUGCUACAGGGGAGGAGUCCGAUGAAGAUGCCUAUGAGGAUGUGGACGACGUUGUUGCAGACACCGCAGCAAACCCAAGCGUAGCUGCACCGACCUCUUUGGCAAACCCAUCAUCCGAGCAUUACACCUUCCCCACCAUCGGCACCGAUGAGGCGUUCUGGUUCCAAGGACUUUGGCGCAUCGGCUGCAGCGGAGAAGACGUGGGCGGAGGCCGUUCGUUGUCUGCAUCCGAUCGUGCUGCUAUCGCUGCUCGAGACCUCUUCUACGCCUACGACUCCACCCCCGAGCUCAACCGCCAGCGAGACCUCAGGACCACUUUCGACCCAGACCUCGUUCAGCUUGGAUUCAGAUUUGAAGAAGCUGCCGAUGCUUUCACUGCCAGUGAAGAUGAGGCACCUGCUUUGGUGACACGAAAGGAUCAGCUUCGUACGAGGCAGGCGCUUAAGGCCAGCAACAAGCGCGGAAUUGCCUCAGACCCCGAGGCAGGCACCCGCCUGCUUCGGAGGAAGAGCAGUCGCAAGCUCAAGAAGCUCCGCAAAAUGAAGCGGACAAAGGCGCCGAUUGAGGAGGAGCAGGCGGAGCCGGAUGAAGAACAGGCCGAACCGGAGCCAUCGAGCGAGGAGCAGGCCGAGCAGAUGGACGAGCCGAAGACCCGGCCGAAGGCCAAAGGCAAGGCCAAGGCAGCAGCAAAGGGGAAGGGGAAACCCAAGGCGAAGGCAAAAGCCUUUGCCUCCGCAAAGGCGAAGGCGAAGGCCAAAGCCAAAGCGAAGUCUUCUCCGAAGGCGAAAGCCAAGGCCGCAAGCAAGCGGACGCGCAAGGGGGACGAGGGCGACGGUGACGUGGGCAGCUCGUCAGUGCCUGUGGCGAAGGCGAAGGCGAAAGCCAAGGGCAAAGCUAAGGCGAAGCCCUCGCAUCCGAGUGCCGAGGAGCUGAGCACCAUCACGAUGCAGGAGGCCCUUUGGUACUUUGAGGUCAAGACCAGAGCGGAGCUCCGGGAGAGGAUGAUCGCCUAUGCACGGUUGUUCCCCGACCUUCCGGUUAGCAAGUCCUCGAAGUGCAAGCUGAAGGCAGAGCUUCUGGACACGGAGCAUUGCCAGCUGACGGUGUACUGGACCAGGGCCACAGUGGGAGUUCUUGCAAGGGACGAGAAAAGAGAGAUCGCGAACUUCUCGCCGCCAUGCGCCUUCAAGCAAGUGCCCUGGUCCAUGAAGCAGGCCUUGGCCCUCAAGACCGGUGAGAUCUUGGCAGUCUACGUGGACUACCUCAUCAAGGAUGAGUAUAUCACAGGGACCGAUGUGGCAGCGACCCCCGAGGUUUCGAUGAUGACAGCAAUGCUGAAAGAGCAGAUGCACUUGGCUUUGGGAAGCUUGAAGCCUCAUCCAUAG
This is a messenger RNA of Symbiodinium necroappetens, 1482 nucleotides long. The record is from the annotation of a GenBank genome assembly. Lineage: Eukaryota; Dinophyceae; Suessiales; Symbiodiniaceae.